This is a messenger RNA of Bactrocera dorsalis (oriental fruit fly), 450 nucleotides long. RefSeq lists its product as uncharacterized. The transcript has a single exon. NCBI's taxonomy places the organism in Eukaryota, Metazoa, Arthropoda, Insecta, Diptera, Tephritidae. Bases 1 to 450 code for a protein of 149 amino acids. The record is from RefSeq and is a predicted model, not a curated record.
AUGUAUUUGUGUGAAACAUAUCGUGAAGCAUGCCAACUUUUGCAUUUGAUGGAGGAUGAUGCUCAUUGGGAUUCAACACUUCAUGAUGCAUCUAUUUCGGCUCAUCCUCAACAAAUACGAAUGCUGUUUGCCGUUAUAUUAUCAACAUGUAUGCCAUCAAAUCCACUUGAAUUAUGGAACAAAUAUAAACAUAAUAUUGCAGAAGAUAUUUUAAUUCGUACGCGUCAUCAUGCAAGAAAUCCUGAUUUGUUGAUAACUUUGGAAAUGUACAACGAAGCUUUGAUAAUAAUUGAAUAUAUGUGUCUACGGAUUGCAAAUAAAACAUUAGUACAAUUGGGUAUGACCGCACCAAAUCGUGACAUGCAUGAUCUGUUUGAUCGUGAAUUGCAACGUGAGCAGGAAUUCAAUUCUAAUGAUUUGCGUUUAUUUGUACAAUCGAAUAUAACCUAA